Pocillopora verrucosa is the source of this 1723-nucleotide messenger RNA. RefSeq names its product protein DPCD. Lineage: Eukaryota; Metazoa; Cnidaria; Anthozoa; Scleractinia; Pocilloporidae. The record is from RefSeq and is a predicted model, not a curated record.
AAUGGCGGCAGCAGCCCGAGGGAAGUUUGUGUGGUUAGAAACGCUUCGUAGUGCAAGGAAAACUAGCCUUGUUCAAGAUGGUCGACAAAAAGUUCAUUAUACUUUUCCUGAUGGAACAGAGAUGGUAGAGGAAUAUGAGGUAUCUUCUGGAGAACUCUUGGUGAGGAAAUGGAAAAAGAAAUCUACACUCGGUAGAGAAGGGAAAUGGGAUUAUGAGAUAGGUGAAGACCUCAGGCCUGUCAAUUUGGAUAUGGAAAAUAUCAGUGAAAGUAGAGGAAAUCCCAUGUUUACAAGAAAAGACAAUAGUAAAGCCUUUCAGUGGAGAAUAAGAAAUCUUCCAUAUCCAUUGGAAGUAUACAGUGUGACAGUUGAUGAUGACAAACACUCCAUGAUAAUAAGGACAAGCAACAAAAAAUACUAUAAAAGGUUUCAAAUUCCUGACAUGGAGAGAGCAAAAGUGGACUUGGAACAGAGUGCAAUAUCUAUAGCCCAUGCCAAUAACACACUCAUAAUCACAUACAAAAAGCCCCCUUUGAUUCUUGAACAAGAAAAGCUUAUCCGACAGGAACUAGUCAAAAUGAAAUCAAGUCGCGACGGAGAUGUGGAGUGCACACCAAGCUGACAAAAAGGUCCAUAUCUGGUUAUUGUGUUGUAACUUGCUCUCUUCAAUGUAAGAAGAAGUCUAAAGAAGCAGCUGGGUGACAUCAUCAGAGUCGAAUCAAGAGUUACAAAACAAUGAAUUGCGAAAGUUGAUGUAAAUUCUUUUAACAUAAUCUGCUCUGUUUGAUAGUUAACCUGUAAAGUUGGUGAAUGGAAAUUUAUUGCGUAAUAAAAAUUUGAGUGCCUGUUCUGCUUUAGACGUAUGUCUUCAAGACCCUGCCUGGAUUAUAGUAGAUUCAGAAAUACCGUUUAUUUACUGAGUGUAAGGUUUAAGACUGUCCUGAUGGCUUGACUGGAUUGAAUUGCGAAAGAUUGCCCGUGCUUUUCUGGGGCUUUGAUCAACUUUAAAGGACUUGGCUUUCCUCUAAAUAGAUCAUUUGGUUAAAUCAACUGAUUUGAUAAAGUAAUUUGGCUACCGUCGAUAAAGAGUUUUUAAAGCUGACGUUGCAAGCGUUAGCCCUUCAUCAGGCUGAGAUCCAGGGGCUAACGCUCGAAACGUCAGUCAGCUUCAGAAACUCUUUACGGUGGCCAAUUUACAUUAUCAGCUCAGUUCAUAAAACCAAAUUAUCUGGUUAUACCUUCCCCCCUUACCACACUUUCCAUAGAAACUUACCCCCCUCCUUUCCUGUAACUGUUGCGCAAUUAAGCAGUGACCUGCUGCAGAGAUAUGUUGAUUAUAAAACAUUAAAAUGAAAGUGAUAAGGUGCCUCAUACUGAUUGAACCAGUGUUACCCGCAUUUAAGACAAUAGCAGUGAACUUUCUUCAGUGAUAUUUCCCAUGGAAUUUCUUUAUUUACCCACGCUACUUGAUUUUCAGUGUUUAACAUCGGUUUAGCGGUGAGGAGUUGUACAAUGAUACCUGGCUCUGUUGUCCCUCGCCUCAGUUUCAUGUAAAACGGCAAAAAAUUUAGGAGUUAAGGAUAAAAACUGGCAAAUUUUAACCAUCGGUCGUAAAGAGAUUUAACCGUUAAAAUGUUGCCUAUUUGAUGUGUCAUUUUGGAAUUUUUCUCUUGUGGGCAAUGCGAGAAACAGGAAAUACUCUAUAUCCUCCCAACAGCAGUUU